Colletotrichum aenigma is the source of this 1317-nucleotide messenger RNA. RefSeq names its product Histone acetyltransferase type B subunit 2 (gene HAT2). Gene Ontology annotation, biological process: regulation of gene expression. The coding region runs from base 1 to 1317 and encodes 438 amino acids. The transcript has 6 exons. Lineage: Eukaryota; Fungi; Ascomycota; Sordariomycetes; Glomerellales; Glomerellaceae. Gene Ontology annotation, cellular component: Rpd3L-Expanded complex; nucleus; Rpd3L complex. The record is from RefSeq and is a predicted model, not a curated record. Gene Ontology annotation, molecular function: histone binding.
AUGGCGCCCGCUCAAGUCGUUGACGACCAUGACGUCGAAAUGGAUCGUGAGGAGGAUGAGGACCAGGAGCAGCGUCUCAUCAAUGAGGAAUACAAGACCUGGAAGAAGAACAGCCCCUUUCUCUACGACAUGAUUCUCAGCACCGCCCUUGAGUGGCCUACCCUCACGACACAAUGGUUCCCCGAUGUGAAGGAGCCUGAAGACAAGAACUACCGCAUCCACAGACUGCUUCUCGGCACCCACACAUCCGAAGGACUGCCCAACCACGUCCAGAUCGCCGAAGUCAAGAUCCCCAAGUCCGCAACCCCGAACCCGGCCGACUACAAUGAGGAGACCGGUGAGAUUGGAGGGCAUGCAAAGUCGUCGAAUGGAGAGUCUUCGGCAGUUGAGUUCAGCAUCGUGCAAAAGAUUGAUCACCCUGGCGAGAUCAACAAGGCGCGCUACCAGCCUCAGAACCCCGACAUCAUUGCGACACUCUGUGUCGAUGGCAAGGUCUUGGUUUUUGAUCGCACGAAGCACAGCCUGCAGCCUGACGGCAAGGUCAACGCUCAGGUCGAACUCAUUGGCCAUAAGCAGGAAGGAUUUGGCCUGAGCUGGAACCCUCAUGAAACGGGCUGCCUGGCUUCUGGUAGUGAGGACACCACCGUUUGCCUUUGGGACCUCAAACAGCUGCAAAGCGGUAGCCACACUUUGAAGCCCCAGAGCAGAUACACACACCACACCCAGAUCGUCAACGAUGUCCAAUACCACCCGAUUGCCAAGAACUUCAUCGGAACCGUCUCGGACGACUUGACGAUGCAAAUUAUCGACGUGCGCCAGAAGCAGACGGAUCGUGCUGCCGUGGUCGCUAAGCGCGGUCACCUGGAUGCGAUCAACGCCCUCGCCUUCAACCCCACGUCAGAAGUCCUCGUCGCGACGGCCUCGGCUGACAAGACCUUGGGCAUCUGGGAUUUGCGCAAUGUCAAGGAGAAGGUUCACACCCUGGAGGGUCACAACGAUGCGGUCACUUCGCUCUCAUGGCACCCUCAAGAGGCCGGUAUCCUCGGCUCCGGUAGCUACGACAGACGUGUCAUCUUCUGGGAUCUGUCCCGCGUCGGAGAGGAGCAGAUGCCGGACGACCAGGAGGAUGGGCCCCCGGAGCUCCUGUUCAUGCACGGUGGUCACACCAACCACCUCGCAGACUUCAGCUGGAACCCCAACGAGCCCUGGCUCGUCUGCAGUGCCGCAGAGGACAACCUGCUCCAGAUCUGGAAGGUCGCCGACUCCAUCGUCGGCAAGGACGACGGCGACCUGCCUCUCGACGAGAUCGACCGAUAG